Messenger RNA from Eimeria mitis, 1641 nucleotides. RefSeq lists its product as uncharacterized. The transcript is spliced from 4 exons. The record is from RefSeq and is a predicted model, not a curated record. NCBI's taxonomy places the organism in Eukaryota, Apicomplexa, Conoidasida, Eucoccidiorida, Eimeriidae. Bases 1 to 1641 code for a protein of 546 amino acids.
AUGGGGCCCCAUCCGAAGGGCCCCCGCCAGAACAGCAGCGACAGCAGCAGCAGCAACAGUGGUAGCAGCAGCAGCAGCAGCAGCAGCAGCAGCAGCAGCAGCAGCAGCAGCAGUAGCAGCAGCAGGGGUAUCUUCGAGGUAGAGAGGUCCUCACAAAGCCCUAUGGGGGCCCCCCCGUCCCCUCCUGGGUCCCCCGAAACGGCCGUGGGGCCCCUGGGGGCCCCCCAGCCGACGGGGCCCCCGGGGCCCCCGGGGGCCCCGCGCCAGAACAGCAGCGACAGCAGCAGCAGCAACAGUGGUAGCAGCAGCAGCAGCAGCAGCAGCAGCAGUAGCAGCAGCAGGGGUAUAUUCGAGGUAGAGAUGUCCUCACAAAGCCCUAUGGGGGCCCCCCCGUCCCCUCCUGGGUCCCCCCAAACGGCCGUGGGGCCCCUGGGGGCCCCCCAGCCAACGGGGCCCCCGGGGGCCCCCGGGGCCCCCUUCACCUAUCCAAGGGUACAGUUAGAGGGGCCCCCCAUAGACGACUGCGACCCAUCGUCAUCUGCAUGCGCAGACUCAGCUCCUCCUCUUAAGUUUUCUGCUGUGAAUAGAUUGAUGCUGGGGGCUGUUGGGGGCCCCCGGGGGCUGUUGGGGGCCCCCUUGGGGGCCCCUGGACUGGGUACGGGGGCCCCUACAGGGGCCCCCAUGGGGGCCCCCACAGGGGCCCCCGCUCCUAUUUCAUCUGCAUGCGCAGACUCAGCUCCUCCUCUUAAGUUUUCUGCUGUGAAUAGAUUGAUGCUGGGGGCCCCUGGGGGCCCCCGUGGGCUGUUGGGGGCCCCCUUGGGGGCCCCUGGACUGGGUACGGGGGCCCCUGUAGGGGCCCCCAUGGGGGCCCCUACAGGGGCCCCCGCUCCUAUCCUAUGGGAGGCCCCCUACUGCUGCGGCAACCCAGCAGUAGAAAGAAUAAGCGGCUGCAUACGUUACUAUAACGCAGCUCCUAGGGGCCCCGAGGGUCACGUGAGGGCCCCCAUGCUGAACCCUCACGCGGUCGAGGGGCCCCCAGGGGGCCCCCCAGGGGGGCCCCCAGGGGGGCCCCUAGGGGGGCACCCGGGGGGCCCCAUUGGUGAAGGGAACCUUGGAGGGGGGGCCCCAGGUCAGGGGGUACUGGGUGCCUUGACAGAAGCAACUGCUGCAGCAGCAAAUUUAGAGAGACGCAGCAGCAGCAACAACAGCAGCAGCAACAGCAGCAGCGACAACGGGGGCGGGGGAGAGGACUCCCCAGUGGGCCCCCCUAUGGGGGCCCCUAUGACUCCCCCUAUGGGGGCCCCCCCUGAUCUUUCUCCUGGGGCCCCUCCUGUGCCCCCUCCUGGUCCCCCUCCUGGGGCCCCUGCUGGGGCCCCUGCUGGGGCCCCCAUGGGGGCCCCCGUGUGUGAGCAACAGCAGCAGCGACAACGGGGGCGGGGGAGAGGACUCCCCAGUGGGCCCCCCUAUGGGGGCCCCCCCUGGUCUUUCUCCUGGGGCCCCUAUGGGGGCCCCUCCUGUGCCCCCUCCUGGUUCCCCUCCUGUUCCCCCUCCUGGGGCCCCUACUGGGGCCCCCACGGGGGCCCCCAUGGGGGCCCCCAUGGGGGCCCCUAUGGGGGCCCCCCUGUGCCCUGGUGUGUGUGA